AUGCAACCUAGGGCAAAUGCUCUCCUACCAAGACUGAUAGCGAUGAAGAUCCGUUGCGACCUAGAAGGCCGGCGCAGUGGUAAAUGUAGCCGUUGCGAGCGUAUAGGCUAUACGUGUCAACCUCACAUUGGAAAGCGAAGGAGAGCCCUCCACGCUUCGCUCUAUUCGUCACAUACAAGUAUCCCGUCGCCAAGCCGAGCAGUCCCUGUGACACAGGAAAGCACAGUACAGGAAGCACCAUCUCCCUUUCGUCAUCUUGGCCGCCGGGAUAUAACAUGUGUGGGACCUGGGGAUGUCAACGGCUCGCAACAGCCGAAUUCCAUCGAUGGCAGUCAGCUCAUCCUAGACAUAAGCCAAGCUUGUCGUCUUCCAUCCCCCAUCAUCGCCCAAGCGCUUACCGAUUUCUAUUUCCGUGAGCUGUUCUACUUCGUCCCGGUUUUGGAUCGUGGGCAAUCCGAGAUAGAAACCUCUACUUUGUUACAGCAAUGCCUGUGUUUCGCGGGAAGUACCAUGCGUCAAACAGCAGGGCCAGCCGAGUGGACCACGUUUGCCAUCUACGGGCGGAUCAGAACAUUGCUCUUUCUGAACCACGAUCCAGCUCCAUUGAAUAUGCUCAGCGCUCUUUGCAUCCUCAGCACCUGGUUUCCAUAUUCCCCUGAUGCGAUAGUGCUAGACAACCCGUGGCAAUGGGCUGGUAUGGCAAUCCGACUCGCGAUUCAAUUGCACUUACACGAGAAUGAGACGUACAGCAGAUUAGAGGAUCCAGGAAGAGCGCGCAGGAUGUGGUGGUAUCUCUUUAUCAACGAUACAUUGCAGACGGCCUGCUGUGGGCGUCCUGGAAUGUUUCCCCUGGAAACCUCUGUGCCACUGCCUGUUCCGAGUGACUUCAAACAUGUCGAUCUCGUAUCACGCGUUUUCUGCCAGUUAACAGUUCUCUGUACAAAACUCAGGAAGGUUGUGGACCUGGCCAGAGUCGAUAAGGCCUCAUCAGAGCAGGUGUAUCUGAACCUGGAUGGCCUGAGAGUGUGGAGAGAACAGUUGCCCCUCGAAAUCCAAUUGUUCGACGUCGAAACUAGACAACCAUACAAUCGCGCUGUUGCUGAGCUCCAUAUAUUUUACCUGGUGACUGUCAUUUUGACAUGCUUCCUUGGCCGCCGGGACAACCCGUCGUUGUUCAAAUACGCUUCAAUGGCUGCUUCAUCUUGUGUUUCUCGGCUGUAUGAGGAGAUUCUCUAUCACGAGGAUGUUCAAUACCUACUGGCAAUGCAUACUUGGGCUAACCUCGUCGCCGGAAUCCCACGAGCUUUCGGAGACAGCGAUGUAUUGAACCCUGACCGCGAUGAGGAACUCAGAAUCAGCAAACAGGUGCUGGAAAUUAUGAGAGAGAAGCAUACCUCCGCUACUUUUGUACUCAACAAAAUCAACGGUCUCAACAAUAUGCGCGCAGAUUCGGUUCCCGCUCAAGCCGAUAACACGUGCGGUGCUCUUCCGGUGUCUGGGCAAAUUCAACUGGCUCAGCUAUUCCCUUUCCCCUCGAGGUUUUGCCCUAUGCUUAGGAUUCUAAGAACUGCGGAAGCUAGCGAAAACCAACCACCGGACGCGCUUCUCACUCUGCCUGAAGAUAGCAAUGAUUGGCCGAUGGAUUGGUCUUCCUUUUUGUUUGACGGUCCUAUGAGCUUCUAA
Penicillium psychrosexuale is the source of this 1683-nucleotide messenger RNA. RefSeq names its product fungal specific transcription factor domain-containing protein. Gene Ontology annotation, molecular function: DNA binding; zinc ion binding. Gene Ontology annotation, biological process: DNA-templated transcription. Bases 1 to 1683 code for a protein of 560 amino acids. The record is from RefSeq and is a predicted model, not a curated record. The transcript is spliced from 3 exons. NCBI's taxonomy places the organism in Eukaryota, Fungi, Ascomycota, Eurotiomycetes, Eurotiales, Aspergillaceae.